UGCUGUGCUGUGGUUAAAAUGACAGGUUGUUUAUGCUACUGGGCAAUGGUAGAGAUCUGCUCCAGAGGCUGAUCAAACCUUGAAAACCUAGAAAAUAUAAUAGCAUUAUAUUUUUAGCAGUCGUGUAGUCAUAAAAAAAGAGUCAAAAUCAGUAUAAAUAAUGUUAUUCAAUGUUAUACAACUAACUUUAUGGGCUAUAGGCCUAUGUUUGACAUUUGAUACUACUGGGGCCCCACUCUAACUUUGGCUUUCAGAUUUACAUACCAAGCUGAAAAAAUAAAACUCUCAACAUAGCUUUUAUAAACCACUUGUUAUAUAUCCUGAUCCAUCUAUAAUUAUCUUAAAUUUAAAGUCUGCACUAUCUGUUGAUUUCGUAUAUUAACAAAGACAUGUUUGAUUAGACCUAACACUGUGCUGUUCAGAAUAUUUGAUAGAGUUGGAAAGCUUCUUGGAAGGUCAGAUUAGAGUCGGGUCCACACAUUUCAUUCUCAAAAUAUACAACCUGAAAGUGUCCUGGUACUUUCUGCAGCACAUAUCCAGGAGUGCUUGAAAUGACAUAGUAAAAUGUCCUUCCUGUAGUACAAUGUUUGCUGAAAAGCACUGGACAAUGCAAAUCUAGAUUUAGAGCAACUUUACUUGACAUUUCAGGAUGUUUCUGUAAGCCAGUGAGAGAGUAAGAGACAACAAAAUGACGUUACUCCCUAUUGUGAUGAAUGCUUCCUGCCACAGCAUUGAUUCUGGCCAUUUAAAUAUGGUCUAUUUUGCUUAAUACUAUUACUAAUAAAGUUAUGAUAUCAUCAUGCAGCAUUUGAAUGUUAAUUAAAUAUCACAAUGGGGUCAAUUCAGUAUGAUUUAGGUUAGGACAAUUCAGUUUUACAACAAAUACGUAACUGAUAAGGCUUUACAUCCAUCAAAUCGGAAGUGGUUGAUAACAUUGACAGACUCCUAUGUGACUUUUUGGAAAUAUCAAACCAAUCCAUCAAUCUAUAUACUGUACCUUUCUUCUAAUGAUUUCUCAGUCUCCAUCACUGCUGUGAAAGCUUACUAUGUGUAUGCCCUGGCCAUGCUUAAAUUAUUCAUAAAAAGUGAAAGAACAGGUGCAGGGGUGGGUUAGGGAUAGAGGCAGAAGAGUGAACUGGGAAUGUGAAAAGAAGGAAAGUAGAGCACAGUGGAAAGCUUGGGAUACUCUGUGGAGUAGCUCAGUGUUCUGAUGCACAUCAUCAGUGUUGUAUCCUGGAGUCAUUGGGUGUUUCAGGUCUUGCAACACUCUUGUCCAGGUGCCCCGACAAAAGUUUACUAGGACUCGGCUUGUGUCCAAGUGGCUUUCUACUGACCGCACUGACUAUACGACGCUUGAAAACAUGUUUUUCUUUCUAAUAGCAGGUUCAAAGGAGAGAUAGCUGGUUAAGCAGAUACAGUAGUUUAGGUUGGAUUGUUAGGUUUGAUCUCAACACUCUGUUAAGAUUGCUCUGCCUGGUGCACAUCAGUUUUCAGGGUCAGUUAUCCAGCUACUUAUUCAGUUAGGUAGUAAGCUAGCUAGUAGUUAUUAGUAUUGUAGGUGUGUGGUCACUGUUCUGUGUAGCCGGUAAGGUGAUCUUCAAGUGUGACAGACAACAUAAGGACAAGAAGAAGGUCUGUUCCAUUUCAUCCAAAACGUCUUAUAUCUACCAGUGGCUGGAUGUGCCAUGGGGAGACAGAGAUAUGGGGAUAUCACGCCAACAUUGUCACCAUUGAUCAUGUGACCCCUCUCCAUGAAGCCUGCCUGUCAGGACAUGUAGCCUGUGUCAGAGCAUUAAUAAAUGCUAAGGCUAAUGUAAAUGCUGCUACCAUCGAUGGUGUCACUCCUCUGUUCAACUGUUGUGCCUCUGGGAGUGUUGGUUGUAUGGAACUGCUGCUGCAGAAUGGAGCACACACACACACAUCACACGCACACUUCCCCUCGGCUCUGCACGAAGCCUGCAAGAGAGGUAAUAGCCAGUGUGUAGAGACCCUGCUGUCUCAUGGAGCAGAUCCAGACUAUGAAGUGUCCCACUUGGGCUCUCCUCUCUACAUGAGCUGUCUACACCGACACGCAGCCUGCUCAAAGAUUCUGCUGCAUAGUGGAGCCAAUGUUAAUGUAGGCAGAGGAGGUGAUAGUCCUCUGCAUGCCACUGUCAGACAGGACAGUGCGGAUCAGGUCUCACUGUUACUGGACUAUGGAGCUGAUGUCAACAUCAGAGACAGUAACGAUCAGCGGCCUGUGGAGCUAGCACCUGUUGGUGGAAAGACACAACAGCUGCUGCUGACAUUUGAAGUUUCUCCGAGGAGUCUCUGCCAGUUGUGUCGUCUCCAGAUCAGGAACCUGCUUGGUCGAUCCAGACUGAAGCUGCUCCCCCUCCUUCCUCUCCCUCCCCUGCUCACUCACUAUCUGGAGCACACAUAGGAUGCAUAGGAUGUCAUGCAGCAUGACGGGGAAAAACAACUACAAUUCAGAUGCCAUUUCUUAAACACAUUAACCACAUUUUAUCUUAACAUAUCACAAGGUUUUGAUCUGUAUGGUUGAGUUUGGCUACUACAAUGUCUUAACAUCAAAAAACACUGCAGAUUCACUCCUACAAAGUGUAUUGCCUUUGUUUUGGGAUAACUGGCACAAACUCUGUUUAUUUGAAAUGUUUAUUCUAAAGGACUUUUCCCCUCUGACACAUAAUUCUCUGACUGACUCUUUUUUGAUCCAGACUUUGAACUAAUUGUGUCGCUAUAUGUUUGUUAAGCACAACACUUCAUAUUGUAAAUAUUUAAAUGUGUUUUCCAUUGGCGCGUGCUGGCCCUUUAGGUGUCUGUAUGUAUAUGUAAAUACCAAUAAAUAUCUGUGACAUGACCUCA
Messenger RNA from Cottoperca gobio, 2862 nucleotides. It is a transcript of the gene asb5b, whose product is annotated as ankyrin repeat and SOCS box containing 5b. Lineage: Eukaryota; Metazoa; Chordata; Actinopteri; Perciformes; Bovichtidae. Gene Ontology annotation, biological process: positive regulation of protein catabolic process; protein ubiquitination; intracellular signal transduction. The transcript has 6 exons. The record is from RefSeq and is a predicted model, not a curated record. Gene Ontology annotation, molecular function: protein binding. The coding region runs from base 1679 to 2422 and encodes 247 amino acids.